This is a messenger RNA of Acanthopagrus latus (yellowfin seabream), 6826 nucleotides long. RefSeq names its product solute carrier family 5 member 6a (gene slc5a6a). Lineage: Eukaryota; Metazoa; Chordata; Actinopteri; Spariformes; Sparidae. Gene Ontology annotation, molecular function: sodium-dependent multivitamin transmembrane transporter activity. Gene Ontology annotation, biological process: sodium ion transport; biotin transport; pantothenate transmembrane transport. The transcript is spliced from 18 exons. Gene Ontology annotation, cellular component: membrane. The record is from RefSeq and is a predicted model, not a curated record. Bases 360 to 2273 code for a protein of 637 amino acids.
GUAAAUUACUACUUUACGAGGAACACGUAAACGCACCACCCAAUGUAAUGUCAAGGAGAGUGGGCGGUCUGUCAGCGGCUGACCCCGCGGACUCACUCUGCUGAGGGAUGCAUCGCGGCUACAGUCUGUUUUUGGCAGCAGGGAGUGAUCAAAGUGACUGUGAUUGGCAGUUGGCAGUGAUAGAGAUACUCCUCUCCAGUGAACCUUAAGUCUGAGUGGCCAGUGUGUGUGUGAGCCAGCCAACAGCUGCCUGAUCUCACUCUGUGAGUCUCCCUAUGGGUGAAGCACCUAUUCUGACGUUGUGAUCAGGCCCAGAGGCCGUGCUUCCAACAGCCUUUAUCCCCACGUCCAGUAUCGUAAUGGGGGAGGUAGUCCAAAUGCACUUCACCACGGUGGACUAUGUCAUCUUUGCCUUGCUGUUGGUGGCCUCAACUGGCAUCGGCCUCUUUUAUGCCUUCUCUGGUGGGCGCCAGCGCACGACACAGGAGUUCCUGAUGGCUGACCGCUCCAUGAGCUGCCUGCCAGUGUCCCUGUCGCUGCUGGCCACUUUCCAGUCGGCUGUUGCUAUCCUUGGUGCUCCGUCUGAGGUGUACACCUUUGGGACUCAGUACUGGUUCUUGGGCUGCUCUUACUUUUUGGGCCUUCUCAUCCCAGCUCAUGUUUUCAUACCAGUCUUCUACAGACUGCGGCUGUCUAGCGCAUAUGAGUAUCUGGAGCUGCGCUUCAACAAGACAGUUCGCAUAUGUGGAACAGUGACAUUCAUCUUUCAGAUGGUCAUUUAUAUGGGGGUGGUCCUGUAUGCUCCAGCCUUAGCACUCAAUGCUGUGACAGGUUUUGACCUAUGGGGAGCAGUGCUGGCCAUGGGAUUGGUGAGCACUUUAUACACUGCUCUGGGGGGUCUGAAGGCGGUGAUCUGGACUGAUGUGUUCCAGACGGUGGUGAUGUUUGCAGGCCAGACCGCAGUCAUCGUGGUUGGGGCCAGCCAGGCAGGAGGCAUGGGAGAGGUGUGGAGGAAAGCAGUUAAUGGCAGCCGCAUUGCUGGUCUAGACCUGAACCCCGACCCUCUGGAGCGCCACACCUUCUGGACACUUGGUGUUGGGGGAGUCUUCCUGAUGCUGGCUCUGUACGGGGUCAACCAGGCCCAGGUCCAGAGAUACCUCAGUUCUCGCACAGAGAAAGAGGCCAUCAUGUCCUGUUAUGUAGUUUUCCCGUGCCAGCAGAUAGUCUUGUGUUUGGGCUGCUUGAUGGGUCUGGUUAUGUUUGCUCGCUAUGGAGAGGACAGCCCUUUAGACAAGGGCUACGUCCAAACUAAUGAUCAGAUGGUGCUAUACUUUGUGAUGGAUGUGUUCAGGGAUCUGCCCGGGCUCCCAGGACUGUUUGUGGCCUGUCUCUUCAGUGGAGCUCUCAGCACCAUCUCCUCAGCCUUUAACUCCCUUGCAACAGUUACCAUGGAGGACCUGAUUAAACCUUAUUUUCCAAACAUGACUGAAGCUAAAGCCACACUACUGUCCAAGGGACUUGCUUUGGUCUAUGGCCUGGUGUGUCUGGCUAUGGCCUACAUUGCCUCUCGGAUGGGAUCUGUGCUGCAGGCAGCCUUCAGUAUCUUUGGGAUGGUGGGGGGUCCUCUGCUGGGCGUCUUCUGUCUCGGGAUGUUCUUUCCCUGGGCAAACCCUACAGGUGCAGUGGUUGGGUUGGUAGCAGGCCUUGCCAUGGCCUUCUGGAUCGGCAUUGGCAGCUUUGUGAUGCGCAUGUCUGGUCCCACCCCUUUGCCACCACUCAACGCUACCGCUUUGCCCUUGUUUGAUAACAUGACCACUAGUCUAAUGACCACAUUGGUCACAGCCAAGCCAAGGCCGAUGGGUGUGGAGGCGCUCUACUCGUUGUCCUACUUGUGGUACAGUGCUCACAACUCAACCACUGUGGUGGUGGUGGGACUGAUAGUCAGCCUGCUAACAGGCCCUAUGAAGGAGAAGGAACUGACCCCCGGCACAGUGUUCCCAGUUCUGGGCACACUGCUCUUCUUUCUACCUGAGCGCUACAGAGAGAAGCUCUGCUGCAUCACUCCUCUGGCCCAAAAGCCCAAAGAAAACACACAGCCUUAUCAGAUGGCCACAAAAGACAGCAACGGAGCAGCUCUCUGCAAAGAGGACACAGUCACAGAGGACAAAGAGAUGGAGAGUGACAGAGCACUUACAGAGGAUGAAGACUUAGAAGCAAGGGUUGUUCCUUCAUACCAACUUACAGCUCAUACAGUCCAGGAGACGGCCAUGUGAUCCUUUUUUCUCCUACUCCUACUAACACACACAAGACCAACACAUACACACUUUGACCCCCAGCUACUGUAUUGUCAGGUUCUUUGGGGGGAGUGUGGUUAGUGAUUUGUCAUGUCAGUUGAAUCUGAUUAUGGAGAAAGGCUUAUGGCCUUGAGUAUUUGUGUGGGAAAACUGUGUUUUAGUGUUACCUGCUCACACAUUUUUCGCAAGACAACAACAAAAACAAAAUAACUGGAACUUUUGCCAGGCUGGAACUGAGCACCCAAAUUGCAGCAAUCAAAGAAGAAGUUAGUCGAUCGUCAUUAAUAACACACACAGGCCUUAUGUCUGUCCAGAUGUGUGCAGUUUGAAGAUGAUGCAGUGGGGAGCUCUCAUGCACAAUGAGCUAUACCACCACGACUGGAUCCAGUCCUUCUGUUUGACAAAGUAUCAGGUAGUUAAGAGAAAUAAGAUGUAAAUGUGAUAUUUUUAUAGAGAAGACAGAACCUCAGAAUCCUAGAAUAUGUAUAAGAGAAUAUAUUAUAAAAGAAAAGACUGAAAUACAGUGGAGGGUAUGACAGGUCUGUGGUAUUGUAAUAGCGUAGUGUCUUUACAUUGCCUUGAUUUAAUACUUAAUGUCUUCUAGCUGCUACAACAGUUGUCUAAAUACAGAGUCCACAAAAGCAAAGAGGUGUGUUGAGAUGAGAGCAGACAUGGCGUCUCACAGUGGCAGUUGAAUUAAAUGGAGCACAUUAAAGUUGUUAACUGACAUCACCAUGUUCCUGCCAACAGUGCAGAACUGCUGAGUCCCCGUGUGUGUUCUAGUGCUUUCCUUAAAGGGAGUUAAUAUCAUCCACUGGUUCUACGACAGCUCCCUUGCAAGUAACCAUCAUUCACUUCUCCCAGUAUAAUACACACUCAUUAGUUUACUUGACAGUGAGCAAUGAAUCAGAUUUUGGACAUAUGGUAAUUGUCAUUUCACAUCAUCACUGAUGUGUCCGUGACAAACAACUGCCCAUUUUUGCAUGGUUAAUGUCCUAGGUAUCGCACUGUGGGAUUGUUGGCAUGAAAUACUUUUUUUUUUUUUUUUUGGUUCUAUUGAGUUUUUAAGCAAAUUAAAAGGAGUAUUGUUAGUCCUAAAACCCAGAAAUGAGUUAAAAUUUUUGCACUUGCAGUUGCCUCUUAUCAAAGUCAGCAGGUUUUUUGUAAGAUGGCUGAAAUAAGGUCUGUGAUCUACAUAAACUAAAGAGAUUUUCCCUUUUUUUUUCCAGUAUAUACCCCUCAAGUGAACUUUAACUCUAAUUUUAACUAAAAUCUGUAGAUUUCAGUGUGUAUAAUAUAGUUUAGUGAUAAGUUUAAUGGUGGUGAUGUAGUUAUUUGACUGCAAUGUUUGUUUCUAAGUUGUUGGUUUUUGUUUGUUUUUUUUACUUCUAGCAAUUUCAUUUAUUCUUCAAAAGUUGUAAAUUUGGAGUUCAUCUAUGAAGAUUAUCUUGAUGAACUUGAUGAACUUGUGAUUGCCGCAGAGCUCUUCUGCAAUGAUCCAAGUUCCAAAAGAAAAAUUGCACAGGCUUUAGGUUGAGGGAACCAGUGUGGUGCUAUCUCUUGGUUGGCCUCCAAAAGUGCAUCAUCCCUGCAGCGCUCUAUUUCACACUCAAGAACACUUCAAUAGAAUGGCAAACAAUAAUUCUAUUGCACUCUACAGUAAUAGGGUGUGAUUUCUGAAAGCAGACUCUGUGUUCUGUGGAACUGUGCAAUGGUACAAAGAGACCUAACUUGGUGUUCUCUCAGAGGCCCUAAGUUCCAUUCCAUUUAGGCCAUUAUAGUUAGUGGUUCCUUCCUGGCCACAGUGAAGGUAAUAACAGCAACCAAAGACUUAACCCAAGACAGAUCUUAAUUCAGCUGAGCGUUGUCAUGUGCAUUGAAGAAGGCAACAUGGAAGUAACAAUGAUCUGGGUGAGGGUAGUUUGUCUUUAGGCAUUUAGUGUAAUUGACAGUACACUAAAAGACCAAUAUGCUGCAUUUAAAUGAAAUGCAAUAGACUGUAAAAUACUUCCUCCAUAAAAUCUUUAAUCAUUUGAGUUUUAGAAAAUGGAAUGUGUAGUUUUCCAUCAUAUGACAUGUUGAUCACACAAAGCCCAUAAAGUUAUAAAGUGCCUCACUGAUGAAUAGUAAUUUUGUUUGCUGGUAUCAUGUGGGGUAUGUUGCCACUGCUCAGACCUUUUGUAAGGUGUCUGGUUUUCAUUAGCUUUAGGUUUUACAGCACAGGGUUGGUUGGUUCUAUUACAUCAGCAUGGAAAGCCACAUUUCUACAUGUGUACCCCUACUCCCAUCUCAUCUCGCAUCAUCCCUGAAGAAAGCACAGCGUGGCUCUGAAGCCCUGUUGGACCUUUUGAGAUGGACCCAUGUGAUGUCCAGUAGGAAGGAAUUUGAUAUAUAUGAAAGUAAAGAUGAUCAUCUCUGGUAAUUUUGUACUUAAAACAUCUCUGUAAGUGCCCAUCUUAUUUUAUAAUUCAGGUUAUAAUCUGUGCCAGUAUGUGACUGAUUUGCAUAGUAGUGUGUCUAAAUAUUGUCAUGAUUUUUGGAAUCACUGAAUUCUUGAUCAUCACCAUUUAAGCAGCAUUUAAGUCAUUUCCCAUUGUCGUUGAGAGGUGUUGUGUGUACAUUGUCUGUCUGUGCUCUGGUCAUAUUUUGUUAUGUGAAUUCUUCAGCAUUGUUAAACUUGUAAAGGCCAAACCAAUCUGACAUGUUUCAAAGAUACAAAAGUUACCUGCAUGUCUUUGAGACAGUCAGUUAAUAUGCUUUUUUUUUUUUUUAGCAAAACAGACAGCUAGCUCUCGGAUGCCUUACUGUUUAAAUCAGUUUGCUAGAGUUGUAUUUUAAGUACAUGCCAGAUAAUCAAGGUGACCUAGUUUGGCAGCAGAAAAGAAGCAGCUUAGUAUGUCUCAUUUAUUUGAAAAGGAUUAUGGACUCUUGAGACCACUAGAUCCCCUGUUUGAUAGAAUGUUGAGCUUUUUCAGACCCAUGUAAGUCCAUUACGAAACCAGCAUGUUUGUACCACCAACCUGAUACUCAAGAAAUACCUCGAUUUAUCCAAAGCAUAUAGAAUAUGAAUUUCUUUCAUAUUUAGUUUUUUGUUUGUUUGUUUCCGAACAGCUGACAUGUUUGAGAUCAUAUUUGUAUAUUUUUCUAAUUUCAUGUCAUGCCUGGGCACAUUUCAAGAGCUGAAAUGUGGAGUUCUAUAUGCAAGAACCAUGAAAUGGUUUUGUCAGGCAGAAUUGGGAACGUAGCAGUCCACUCCUAAGAUGUGAUAGCAUUUUUAGCAUCCUAUGCCUUUAGAUAAACAGCUCCUGGUGAAGUGCUACGUCCUAUAUACUGCCUCCACAGUUGCAAAACAUUUUAGUGGUUCCUAGAGUUUUUAAAACUAAUUUUUAAAUCACAUGUGACAAUGUGUAAUUUAUGUGUGAUUGCAUAGUUCUGAAUCCUCCUCCUUCAUACCUGAAAUUACUUGAAGUGUGUGCCUGUAAUGUUUCCUCAUUGAUGCAUUUGAGGGAAUGUAUAAACUAAGUGCAGAGACAGUAUUGAUAUUAUUGCUGUUAUGGUAACAGUUCACAUUAAAAUGACAGAAAAAAUGAAUUGCUGAAUUUUAAAUUAUUAACUACUCCCCCAAGCUAGUCAAGUUGUGUAGUCCACAUAUUUCAUUUCUGGGGCUUCACUUGAAGGCAGUUGUUCAGGUGAAACAAAUCAGUUUUGCUGUGAAGCUCCAGAAAUGUUUUGUGGAGACUUCACCUGACUGUCCCUCAACAUGGUGAGUAGAUGAUAACUAAAUGUCUAUUUUUCAGUGAACUGCUCCUUUUAAAGAUGUUCUUUAUGAAUACAGACUGGGUGAGCAGUGUGAUACUAAUGGGCACUAACACACUUAAUAAAGCACAAAGAUGUCAGUCCUCAGUAGUCCUUCUGUUGAUAGAAUCUGACUGAAGCCAUCAGUUGGUGUUAAGUAGCUCAGAUGGUGUUCAUGAGUCCUGUUGAUUUUUAUGUAUGUAUGUACCCUCUAAAAGUGUAAUACAUGCUUAUUCUAUUAAGUGGCCUUUAACAGUGAAUCAGUUUGGACUGCACAAUAUUACAGUUUGUGAAAGAGAAGCAUGGCACUUAGUAAUUUCCUCCAACAAUAAAUAUUGUUCAAAACAAUAUUUAUUGUCCUUGUUCUCCCAUCCACAAGAAUUCUUUCUAGUAUGCAUUCCAAAAUAAACCAUAAGCACUGGAGUCGAGAUGACUCCUCUGCUUUGGCUGUGCCUUCAUUUUGUGAUUCAUUUAUUUUGUAAACUGUGUCCUGAUGUAUUGUUUUCAUAUAUAGUCUAGGAAAAUGCCAUGAAGCUCGGCACCAAACAUCUUUCCACAAAUGCAACGAACAAGUAUGUCCGAAUGAAGAAAUGAAUCCUGUGUGACAUGAGCCGAUGGGGAGGAGCAGUCCUGUUGGUGGAUUGUGAAACAGAACACUUAAUUCAGUGAAAAACUCAAGUGACUGCUAAGUUCAACGUACUUGAAUGGAGAUAUUAAAAAUUAUGAUGACAAAUUCA